AUGCAACAAGAAAACCACGAAAAGGAAGCUUCAGAAAUGAGUGGAAGUGAAGAGGACGAGUUGUUUGAGUUGUCUUUACCUUAUUCUCUUCAAAACAUUGGCAACACAUUUUGGAGGCUGACGUCAAUGUACGAUGAUGACGUGGAUGAUGAUGAAGAUGAUUUGGAUAAUAGUUUUGUCUUCCAGAUUGAUCAAAGCUUGUUGAUUGAUCCUCGUCUUGUUUUGCUUGAUAAAAUGAUUGGUGAAGGCUCUUACUCUAUUGUUCAUAAAGGAUUCUACAAAUCCAAACCUGUUGCGGUGAAGAUUAUUCAGCCAAGUAACCCAUCAGCUGUAACUCGUGAGCAUAAAGAGAAAUUUCAGAGGGAGGUUUUACUGCUGUCUAGGAUGGACCAUGAAAAUGUUGUAAAGCUUAUUGGUGCUUCUGUGGAACCAACUAUGAUGAUAGUUACUGAACUCAUGAAAGGUGAUACACUUCAGAGGUAUUUGUGGAGCGUACGACCAAAUCGUCUGGAACUGAAGCAUUCAAUAAGUCUUGCAUUGGAUAUUUCCCAAGCUAUGGAAUACUUGCAUGCCAAUGGCAUCAUUCAUCGUGAUCUGAAGCCCAGCAAUUUACUUCUCACAGAGGAUAAAAUGCAUAUUAAGUUGGCUGACUUUGGGCUAGCUAGAGAGGAAGUAAUGAAUGGAAUGACUUGUGAGGCUGGUACUUACCGGUGGAUGGCUCCUGAGUUAUACAGCAGAGAUCCACUUCCCAUAGGAGCAAAGAAACACUAUGAUCACAAAGUGGAUGUGUACAGCUUCUCAAUUGUUCUUUGGGAGUUGCUGACAAAUAAAGCUCCAUUUAAAGGAAGGGAUAAUGUAACAGUGGCAUAUGCAGCGACCAAUAAUGAAAGGCCUAGUGUGGAAAGUCUUCCAAGAGAUAUUGUGUCUCUCUUGCAGUCCUGUUGGGCAGAGGACCCGAAAAUCCGACCAGAAUUUAAAGAAAUCACUGGCAUUCUUACAAACUUCGGCCAGAACUUUUGCUCAACAGAGACUACACCUCCCAAGAAAGUAGAAAUUGAUUAUUCCAAAAGCCAUGUAAAGGAAGAUUGUAUUGGUGCUGGCCAUGCUACAAACAAAUCUAAUGACAAGAGAAAGGAACAGAAGACUUCUCCCACAUUCCUCAGCUGCUUUGAUGAUUGCUUAUCAGAUUGAUCAAGUGGGAUCGAUGGUGGAUCAUGUUUUUGAAUUCUCAAAGGCUGAGGGGCUUUUACUACUCAGGGUUGGGACUUGUGUACAAAUUGUACAUGACUGAUUAUAUUUCUGGUUCUUUAAGUAAGAUAACUUUACAAAACUGUCAAUUGGACAUGCAUACAAAGGUUAAAAAAAAAAAUUAUUGAAGGGAAACCAAAAAAAAAAGAAGAAAAAUAAAGCUUUUGUCCAGUUGCAGGUCUUCUGUCCA
Durio zibethinus is the source of this 1438-nucleotide messenger RNA. Its product is annotated as serine/threonine/tyrosine-protein kinase HT1-like. Gene Ontology annotation, biological process: protein phosphorylation. Gene Ontology annotation, molecular function: ATP binding; protein serine/threonine kinase activity. The record is from RefSeq and is a predicted model, not a curated record. Lineage: Eukaryota; Viridiplantae; Streptophyta; Magnoliopsida; Malvales; Malvaceae.